Nerophis lumbriciformis (worm pipefish) is the source of this 2790-nucleotide messenger RNA. NCBI's taxonomy places the organism in Eukaryota, Metazoa, Chordata, Actinopteri, Syngnathiformes, Syngnathidae. The record is from RefSeq and is a predicted model, not a curated record.
AUGGCGGAGAGCAGAGACUGCGGCGGACAGAGGCAGGGCUUUCGGAAAACCUCCAGAGGUCGGGUGAAACUUGAAAAAGUUCUGGGCGUGAGCACGAGCAGCAGCGGCGCCCUGGCGUCCGACCCCAACUCUGGCCUGGUGGCCUAUCCCGCAGGGUGCGUGGUGGUGCUGCUCCAUCCGCAGCUCAAAACGCAACGUCACAUCAUCAACACGUCCCGAAAACCUUUCAGUGCUUUGGCGUUCUCUGGCGACGGGAAACAUCUGGUCACGGGAGAGAGCGGUCACCUGCCACGCGUGCGCGUGUGGCAGGUGGACGGCGGCGCGGAGACGACCGGCGUCCAGAAUCACAAGUUCGCCGUCUCCUGCGUGGCCUUCUCCCCCGACGGCGCUUACGUGGUCUCCGUGGGUUCCGCGAACGACGCGACCGUGUGCGUCUGGGACUGGCGGAGGGGCUCCAUCCUGGCGUCCAAUAAAGUGUCCAGCGACGUGUCGGCAGUCUCCUUCUCUGAAGACGGCGGCUACUUUGUCACCGCCGGGAAAAGGCACGUCAAAUUCUGGUACCUGGACAUCUCCGAGGAGCGGCGGGUCAACGGCACCGUGCCGUUGAUGGGUCGCUCGGGCCUGCUGGGCGAGCGGCACGAGGACAUCUUCUGCGGGGUGGCGUGCGGCCGCGGCCCGACGGCCUCCUCCACCUACGCCGUUACGGAGACGGCCCUUCUGUGUCGCUUUGACGCCGAGCGACGUCUGGAAGCCCGAGUGCGCCUGGAGGCCGCGUGCGCUCGCAGCUUGGCCGCCGCCGCCGACUUUGUCUUCUGCGGCUGCUCCGACGGGGCGGUACACGUCUUGGAUCCGGUGGACCUGCGCUACCUCGCCACUUUGCCCUGCCCGCACCAUCUGGGGGCGGAGCUCACAUCGCACAGGCAUCUGGACGGCGGGCGGCGCGGCCCGUAUCCUGACGCGGCGGCACUGACCUUUGACCCCGCCGCCCGCCACCUGACGUGCGUGUACUCGGACCGCAGCGUUUACGUUUGGGACGUGAGCCGGCCCCGGUCGGCCGCCGCGGUCUACUCGGCCGUCUACCACGCCGCCGCCGUCUGGAACGUUCAGGUCUGUCCGUCGCCGUCGUCCUCCUUUCUCACGUGUUCGUCAGACGGCACUGUCAGGCAGUGGCUCCCCGACCUCUGCGGGAAGGUAACGAACGCGUCCGUCCGUCCGUCCGCCGCUCGCGGGAGGAAGGUCGACCCGCCGUUUUCGUCCUUCCGUCAGGACCUGCUGCGGAGCUUCCGCGCGGCGGAUGAUCGCUCGCGUCCGCAGGCGGCGCGACCGGAGCUCCGAGCGCUGGCCGUGAGUCCCGACGGGCGGCGGCUGGCCACCGGAGACCGCUGCGGAAUCCUGCGUAUCUAUGACUGGGAAUUCCUGGAGGAGCUGGUCAAAAUUGAGGCUCACGACUCGGAGAUUUUGGCUUUGGAGUUUUCGCCGAUGUGCGCGGGCGCGAAUUUGCUGGCCAGCGCCGGCAGGGACCGUCUCAUCCGCGUCUUCAACGCGGACGCGGGCUACCGGUUGGAGCAGACCCUGGGCGACCACUCGGCGGCCGUGCUGGCCGUCAAGAUCGCAGGUGACGGCACGAGCCUUCGCAUGGUGAGCUGCGGGACCGACAAGAGCGUCUACUUCUACUCGUGGGAGCGGACGGGGCGGGCCGGGUCCUUUCGCAGGACGCGGCACUUGGUGGAGAAGACGGCGCCGCACGACAUGGACCUGGCGGCGUCCGGGACUCACGUCGCCGUCGCCUGUCAGGACAGAAUGGUCCGGGUAUACGACGUGAAGACGGGAAAGCUGAGCAAAUGUUUGAAAGACACGAGCGGCUGCGAAGGAGCGCCGCUGAAGGUCCACGCGGAUCCGUCCGGUUCCUUGCUGGCCACCGGCUGUUCCGACAAGAACGUCCACAUUUUUGAGUACCGGUCCGGAGAGCGCCUCGCCACCCUAGCGGGACAUUCAGAGCCGGUGACCGCCUUGAGGUUCGGCGAGGACCGCCGCUACCUGACGAGCGCGUCGGGAGACGGGUGCGUGUUGGUGUGGCGGCUGGACCCUCGCGCCCCCGCCGCCCUCUCGACCGAGGAGCUCGCCCGGGAGAAGAGCGCCGUCGUCAGGCGGGAAACCUUCAUCGUCGGGCCGGCUCCCCGGACGCCGGAGCUCCCGUCGUCGUCGUCGUCCCUGCUGGAGCCCGAAGGUGAAGGACCUCCCUCCAUACGCACCAACGGGAAGAUGCCCGCCUGGUUCCGAAAACUGGCUGGGAUCGGUGCCGCGGCUCGUCGGUUCGACGUGUCUAUUUUGUGCUUUCAGCAGGGAGAGCCGUUGACCUCUACCUACGUCCCGCCGGAAGCGGAAAGCGCUCCGGUUCGGAAUCGCUGGUUGGAAAACAGUCCUCUGGUGGUAUUGCCUGCGCCCGCAAAUAAUGUCGACGACGACGACGACGAUGACUUCUAUCCGCAGACUCUGGAAGGGCUCCUUACGGAAGACGAAGACCAGGAGCUUGAGAGUGCGGCGAGAGACGGCGACGAACGGACCGCGGCGGAGGAUGUCGACGGGGAUGCGCCGGUCGGGACGAGCCCGGACUCGUUCCGCGCGGACGGGGCGGAGGCGGACGCGGGCCAAGAUUUCCUUCUCCGACCGCCGCUCGCCGUCUGCCGGCGCUUCCUGUCGCGUUACGGACAUCGUCUCAGGUGGGAGGCUCCUCCUUCUUUGCAUUCUUUGGCCGCCAAUGACGGCGUGCGAACGGUCGUGGCGUUGUAA